CCUACAAGUGUGACCAGUGCGAGUUUUCUGCUGCAUGGAAAUCCACUUUGGACAAUCAUCUAGUAAAACACACCGGUGACAAACCCUACAAGUGUGACCAGUGUGACUAUUCUGCAGCACUCAAAUCCUACUUGGACCGACACCUGAGAAUACAUGCUGUAGAAAAACCCUACAAGUGUGGGGAGUGUGGGUACAGGACAGCUCAAAUGUCUGCCUUAUCCCGACAUAUGAGAACCCAUACAGGAGAGAAGCCCUACAAGUGUGACCAGUGCGACUAUUCUGCGGCACAGAAAAUCAAUUUGGUCCAACAUACGACAAAACACAGUGGUGAGAAACCCUACAUAUGUGGGGAAUGUGAGUACAAGGCAACUAACAAAUCUCACUUAUCCCGACAUAUGAAAAUUCAUACAGGAGAAAACCCUACAAUUGUGACCAGUGUGACUAUUCUGCUGCACAUAAAAGCAAUUUAGACCGACAUAUAGCAGCAAAGCACACUGGUGACAAACGGUACAUGUGUGAAGUGUGUGGGUUCAGGACUGCUUAUAGGUCUGAAUUAUCCCGACAUGUGAGAACCCACACAGGGGAAAAGCCCUAUAAAUGUGACCAGUGUGACUAUUCAGCUGCAGGGAAAUCUGCUUUGAACCAACAUUUAGCAAAGCACAACGGUGAGAAACCCUACUUGUGUGAAGAGUGUGGGUAUAGUGGGACGCGAAAUUCUUACUUAUCCCAACACAUGAGAACUCACACAGGAGAAAAACCCUACAAGUGUGGGGAGUGUGGUUACAGGACAGCUGACAGGUCUACGUUAUCCCGACACAUGAGAACUCAC
Messenger RNA from Branchiostoma floridae (Florida lancelet), 829 nucleotides. Its product is annotated as zinc finger protein 22-like. The coding region runs from base 207 to 470 and encodes 87 amino acids. The transcript has a single exon. Gene Ontology annotation, biological process: regulation of transcription by RNA polymerase II. The record is from RefSeq and is a predicted model, not a curated record. Gene Ontology annotation, molecular function: DNA-binding transcription factor activity, RNA polymerase II-specific; RNA polymerase II transcription regulatory region sequence-specific DNA binding. NCBI's taxonomy places the organism in Eukaryota, Metazoa, Chordata, Leptocardii, Amphioxiformes, Branchiostomatidae. Gene Ontology annotation, cellular component: nucleus.